This is a messenger RNA of Moesziomyces antarcticus, 999 nucleotides long. RefSeq lists its product as uncharacterized. The record is from RefSeq and is a predicted model, not a curated record. The transcript has 3 exons. Lineage: Eukaryota; Fungi; Basidiomycota; Ustilaginomycetes; Ustilaginales; Ustilaginaceae. Bases 1 to 999 code for a protein of 332 amino acids.
AUGCCCCAAUUGUCGUCAAAAGCGAGUCUCAAAUUGAAACGCAUCCUGCACAAGGCUUUCUUCGAGCCCCGUGGCACAGUGAUGGUGGACAACAAUACAAUAGGUGGGUUGAAGCCGCUGUUGGUGUGCACCACGAGAAUCGCGGUCGGCAUGGGUGGGAUCUUCCUCAAAGUCGAGAUGCCCUCGCUCCGCUCUCUCACACUCUUUUCCGCCGCAACGCUGGUCGUUGUGGCUCAGAUUGCUACCGGAGCUGCGAUCCCAGGCGCUGAAAUCGAGCGAACGCUUUCCGAGAUUCGCGAGGCACCCCAACUGUCUUCGCCGUUCGCCUCUUCUUCCGGUCAGGGAGCGGCGAGUUCCGCAGGUCAUGGGGAACCAGGCUGGGAAAGCAUGGUGCGUCCGCUCGAUCUCAUCCAGCCCUAUGCUCCCAAGCAUGGCGUCGAGGCCACAGCGUGGAGUCGUCUGGAUUCCGACAUGUAUCUGCUCCAAGUGGACUGGAACCACAUCGCCAAGUAUCCGUACCAUGAGCUAAGCUUCCCUCAGCGUAAGCUGUCCCUUCAAGAAGUCAAGGCGGAGUUCUUCAAGCAAUCCGAAACGCGAAUGCAGGAUGCCCCGCAGACGGUCACGACGUUCCAGCCAGGGUCCGACCCGCAGGAGUUUGCGACUUUCAUGGACAGCGUGAGUCGUCGUGAUACGACUUUUGGCUUGUGGCCAAUGCAGGUGGGGGAUCGCCGCUUCCAACUGGCGCAACUCAACGUCCGAAACGGGCUGUUCAAUAGCAUGCAUGGCUACAAUGCCGACAGACAUCACAUCAUCCUUGGAGUCUGGCAGGAGAUCGGCGCUCCGGGCUCGGGCAUCUAUCAGUAUCUCGGUGCAUUCCGUGGCGCGCAUAGCCGACCCUUUGUGGCUUACAGGACUCGUGUCUUGUCGCGAUCGGUCAAGCCAAUCGACAGAGUUCGGAUGCUGGGAUCCUCGAGCGUAUACAUCAAGCUUUACCAGUAG